AUGGCCUCUUCGCAUUUGCCCCCGCAUCCCACUGAAGCGACGCCCUUGCUCGUUGAUACCCAUGGCGACAGCGAUAUUGCUGAGCAGCCCUCGGAACGUCGGGAUGAGGGCGAGCCAACCACAGAGCCAGCUGGUCCCAGUCACGGCCAGCCACCGUCACGCGUCAAUCGCGUCAUAUAUUUCAUGAGUUGGGCUAUGACGGCUCUCAGCUGUUUACAGGUCGUUUUCCUCGGUAUCCUCUUUGCGAUGAACUCGUAUGGCUCGUCUCAUUUCGGUGACAGCGACUGGACCUUUCAUUACGAUGGCGCCUCCUACGCAUUCCUCGGAGUCCUCAUCGGCUUGUUCAGCGCAUUCAACGCGCUUUGGAUCAAGACCAAGGGGAAACCUACCGCGACGCUUCUUAGUAUUCUCAUUUAUGGCUCCAACGCCUUCGUCGUGUUCCUCUUUGUUGGGGAUCAGAUAUCUCGUCGAAUCUACUGGAGUGGCCUCAGUUGUAACAAAUCACUUGAUGACCCAAAAAGCCAGUAUCCUGGCUCAUAUACCGAAUGCCUGCACUGGGAAACGAAAUACAUCGUUGCCGUCUGGUUCUUUCUAGUCCUUGAUGCUGUUGUUGUAUGCCUGAGCAUUGCGAUUGUGGUUGCCCAUUUCGUUAAGCUUUACAAGGAAAGGGGACAAAGGAGCCCAAAUGGAGCCUUCUCGAUUAAUAUUCCCGCCGGGCAGGUUUCGCUCAACGUCUCCCUUCAGUGGGGGCCUCUCCGAGAAAAUGACGAACAGGUCCGCGGAAUCGAGGCUUAG
Messenger RNA from Clonostachys rhizophaga, 795 nucleotides. NCBI's taxonomy places the organism in Eukaryota, Fungi, Ascomycota, Sordariomycetes, Hypocreales, Bionectriaceae. The record is from the annotation of a GenBank genome assembly.